Messenger RNA from Marasmius oreades (fairy-ring Marasmius), 1912 nucleotides. RefSeq lists its product as uncharacterized. Lineage: Eukaryota; Fungi; Basidiomycota; Agaricomycetes; Agaricales; Marasmiaceae. The coding region runs from base 197 to 1468 and encodes 423 amino acids. The transcript has 7 exons. The record is from RefSeq and is a predicted model, not a curated record.
GUUUCCUCGUUUUUGCUUGUUUAAUCCUUUGACCUAUUCCAUUUCGAACCCUCGAGUGGCUUUCCCUCCUACUCACCUGCACAAUCUCACCGCUCAUUGUUACUAGCUGGAAUCUGGUUCUCUUCGGAAUUCCUACGCGUCUCAACGGUAUCCUCCAGUGUCCAAUUCCCAACUAGAAACUAAAUAUCUAUAACGAAUGUCGGCGAAAAAGAGCAACAAGAAGGAGGUCGUCGAAGCCACUUAUGAAGUUAGGGAUGUUGUUUUAGGAAAAGUGAAAGGCUUUCCUUAUUGGCCUGGAAUGGUUGUCGAACCAGACAGCGUACCGACAGGUGUACGGCGAGAACGUCCGUCAAACAAAAAGACUGUGUUCUAUGUCGUUCAAUUCUUUCCUGCCGGUGACUAUGCUUGGUUGACCUCGAAGGAUAUCUCUAAACUUCAGAAGCACGAAAUUGAGGCGUAUAUCGCUGAACCUGCCAAAAAAUCCGGGGAUCUGUUGGCGGGCUAUCGCAUUGCACUCGACCCGACUCAGUGGGAAAAAAAUCGUGCUGCGCAAAUAGCAGGGGCAGAGGAGGAGGAAGAGGAGGAAGAGGGUCCAGAGCAGGUGGACGAGCUCGCUUCUGGUGGUGAGGACGAGUCGAGAGGCAAGAAAAGAAGAAAGAACACGUCCUCUGCUGUUGGCGGAAGCAAGAAGAGGAAAAAAGAAGAUUCAAGUUCCGUUUCUGCUGGAGGAAAGGGUAGUAAGAAGAGAGGAGAAAGCACCAGUGUUGCUGCAACGAAGAAGGGCGCUAAAGGCGGGAGGAAAAACGGAAAGACCAAGGUUAUGGUCGAGAGUGAGGAUGAAGGCGGAGCUGGAGCGGAGGAGGAGGAGGCCACUGGCGGUGCCAGUAAAAGAGAUACCCCUCCUGCAGCCAAGAAAGGUGGUAAAAAAGAUGAGAACGAGGAAAACGCAGACCCUGAGGCAGUGAAAGUACGCGAAUGGAGACACAAACUGCAGAAGACAUUCUUGAGUAACAAAACAGCCACACCUAAGGAAUCGGAGAUGCCAGCGAUGGACCACCUUUUCACCACGAUAGAAAAAUACGACAAGAUGGACAUCCAUUAUCUACAAUUCUCCAAAAUUGGGAAAGUUAUGCGUCACAUCGCCGCCCUGGCAAGCGAUAAGGUUCCAACAGACGAACAAUAUCAUUUUAAGGACAGGGCAAAGGCACUCGUUGACAAAUGGCAAGUCAUUCUGGCAAGUGUGAAAGAGGGAACAGUGAAUGGUACGACCGAUGGCGCUCCUACAACGAAUGGAAAUGGAAACCAGAGCACAAAUGUCAAACGUGGUGCCGGUGCUUCCCCCACUACCAAUGGUGCACGGAAGAAGGCUGCACCCAAUGGUGUCAACGAAGAUACAGAGACUGGGAUGAUGGGCGAUACGUCUGUCCUCGCGGAUGUGACUAUGUCGGAGGCUGGUAUCGAUGGUUGAUGUGGAACGCAAAGUUAAAGAAAAGUGACACCCGGCCCUCGUAGUGGUUAUGUUUCCCCUGUAUUUUUUGUUCAAGCCCCGUUCUUCCCCUCUUUUCCUUUUGUCACUGUCACUUCCCUUUUGUUCUCAACGUCUCUCGCCACGGACGUAACCUCCUACCUCUCAACUGUAUACUAACCAUAUACUUACCUAAUCCAAGUCUCUGUCACGUCGCUCACGCGGCUGCAAUUGGCCUCUUCUUACCCUUUGAUUUAUGCUUUUUUUUGCUGUCGUUUUACUUUUUAUUUCCUCUCCCGAUCUCCUCGUCUCUUCCGUAUUUUUUUUUGACCUUUGUUUUACCUCCAUCUCCCUUGAAAUAUCCUCAGCUCUCUCGAAUGCUCCAGAUCCAUGCCUUACAUGCCGUUAUCUGCAUGUGCAAAAUUGUAUACUCAGCAAUAAACGAAC